AUGCCGCCGGCAGUCGUGCCGGUGGAAGACGGCGCCGGCGCCGGGGACGAGGCGACGUACUACAGCUGCCACGUCGCGUGGCUCGCGUGGUGGAACAACGUCCGGUGCGUCCUCGCGUCCACGUUCCUCCCGUGCCAUCCGGCGCCGGCGCCGUCGGCCGCCAAGCCCGCCGUCGUCCGUGGCACGCUCUUCCUGCCCUCCACGGGCGACCGCCGCGUCCGCCUCUUCCUCCAGGAUCACGGGGGUGCCGCGGACCCGCAGCCAGCGGACGACGUUCACUUCCUCGUGCUCGACCUGCCGUCCGGCCUCGGCGGCGCGGACAUCGCCGCGGCGGGCAGGAUCGUGCUCGAGUACCAGCGCCAGUGGGCGCCCGCCGCCGCUCCCGGCGCGCUCCUCGCCUCGUCCAAGUGGCUGGUGUACUGCAACGGCCGGCGCGUCGGGUACGCGGCGAGGCGGGAGGCGCCGUCGGACGCGGAGGGCUGGGUGCUGGAGAAGCUGCGGGCCGUGACCGCCGGCGCAGGCCGGCUACCCGGCGGAGGGGUCGAGUACCUGCGCGGGAGGUUCGAGAGGAUCGGCGGCUCGCCCGACGCGGAGUCCUUCCACCUCUUGGAGCCGAUCGGGUGGCCCGAAGUAAACGGCGGCGGCAACGGUGGCCUUAGCAUCUUCUUCCAUCGGAUUUGAUCGAGGUGUAAGCAUUUCGAUCGGAGAUCGUGGUAAUGUCAGCUACUGAUAAAAAAAACUCCACCUUUGGGGGAAAGAC
Messenger RNA from Panicum virgatum (switchgrass), 760 nucleotides. RefSeq names its product protein MIZU-KUSSEI 1-like. Bases 1 to 681 code for a protein of 226 amino acids. The transcript has a single exon. Gene Ontology annotation, biological process: hydrotropism. Lineage: Eukaryota; Viridiplantae; Streptophyta; Magnoliopsida; Poales; Poaceae. The record is from RefSeq and is a predicted model, not a curated record.